Molecule: messenger RNA, 1925 nt
Organism: Triticum aestivum (bread wheat)
Lineage: Eukaryota; Viridiplantae; Streptophyta; Magnoliopsida; Poales; Poaceae
Product: argininosuccinate lyase, chloroplastic-like
Exons: 10
Coding region: 285-1829 (514 amino acids)
Cellular component (GO): cytosol
Molecular function (GO): argininosuccinate lyase activity
Source: RefSeq, a predicted model, not a curated record
CGUGCGAUUUCCAUACAAAAGAACUCCAGCGAGUAUACGCGAGGCGAACUGCGACGAUCGGCUCAUCGCGGUUGCCCACUCGCCCCUCCGCCCGUCCGGAGUCCGGCGUGCGCCCGGCCGCCGCCGGCCAAAGCUAGCUACCUACACCUAAGGUCGUCGGCACAGCAGGGGGGAGGCGAGAAGCUGUUAUAAGAAUGCGCUAGCACGCGAUUGAUGUGUUGGAACUUGAGGAGCCUCAACGGUUGCAACAAUACUCAAAUUUCAACCUAGAUUUCCGCGUGUUCAUGAUGAAUGCGCCGACUUAUCAGUUGCUGCGACCUGGCCUUGCUGUUCCAUGGGGUCAGAAGAAACCACAUGUUGUCUUUGACAGCAGUAUCAACCAUCGGAGGCGUCUCACUGCACCCAAGGUCCAACAAACGACAGAAGGUGCAAACCAUGAUAAGUUUAGGGGUAUUGUUAAGCCAUGGUACAAGGAGUUUCCUGAAACCAUGUGGAAUAUUUCCGAGGACUCCCUUGAGACUCUUAAAAAGAAGGACCGUGAGCUGAAUCAGAGUAGAUGGAGCACCGACACGGACUUCGAUAGUAGCUUCGCAGAGUCCGUUGUGUUUGACAAGAACCUCUACAAGUAUGGGAUUUUAGGCUGCAAGACCAAUGUGGAUAAGAUUAUGAAUGCGGGUGCCAUAUCUGCUUGUCACAGAGACAAAAUUAUCCGUUGUCUUGGAAAUAUAGAAGAUGACAUUAAGCUAGGAAAGUUUGAGUGGAAUGAUGGUGUGGAUGUACAUACAAAUAUUGUGAAAGCACUUGCUUAUAAGGUUGGACACAUACCAAAGGAUCUAGUUAUAACAAAUAAACAUGAAAGUUGCCUCAUGAUCCUCGAAAUGUGGUGCAAGACCUACAUCGAUCAAAUUAGGACACAGAUGAAACAAUUUCAGGUUGCUCUAGUUCUCUUGGCACUAAGAAAUGAUUGCUUGGUCCUUCCGAGGGGAAGAGAAGUUAAUGACAAUACAUUGCUAGAGACUCUUGUUUUACCAAGUCUUAGAAUGCUAGAGCAUGAUGCAUCAGAUCUUUCUGCCUUCCUUGGUUUCAUUUAUUCAUCAAGUGAUGGUGUCAUUAAUCUCAGGAACAGACUUUCAGAGGAUUUUUCGGUUUCCAAAUGUUCUACCAUCGCUGAUUUUGCAAGAUCAAUCAAUUAUGGCAUUCCUGGCCAUCUACUACAAUUGCUUGAGAAGUUUUUUUCAUGGAGGAAGUGGCCAUUAGUCACACCACAUGGUGAAGCAGCAACAUAUGAGAAAAUGCUUAGAAAAUUCACUAUAGAUGAACAGAUGAGGGAAAUCAGACACUUAGCUUUAUUAAAAUGUCUAAACAUUGGAAUCGGUGAAUUGCCUCAAGAUUGUGAAAUCCAGGAUGCUAAGUACCAUUUAUUUUCUAGUGGUGAAGCUGUGCUAGAAAUGAUCAACGUGUUCAUAAUAUUUGUGGAAAAUAUGUCCGUCCGUGUGGAAAAGGUGCAAAUUUCCCAUCCAAGAGGCUACGAUGAUGUUCUGGGGUUUGCACAUUUCCUGACUAGCAAGGGAAUUGCCAUGGAAACCGCAUACGGCGUGGUUCAAUUGUGCCUGGAGAACCAAGUCCAACCUUCGGAGCUCAACCUAGAGGAACUGGCACGGAUCGAUUUCCCUUGCGAGCGUGCUCAUGUCCUGUUGCAUGAUAAGGUGAACGUCUUUGGCAAAUUCACCAGGCGAGAUCGAGAUGAUUCCAAGGAGAUGAUCAAAUGGUGUUGCAAGCUUCAGAUUAGUCCCAAAACUAUUUUCCAACGUUAUAUUAUUUAUUUUUAAUUAGUCGUGCUCGAUCAUUAGUGCUGAAAUGUCCAAGCCAAAGAUUCAAGUAUUCCGAGCUGAUUGUUAUUUGCUUUUCGAGAAAAGAAGCCUACA